GAACGAGUCCCCAUUCGCCACCGCAAAGCGAGGAGAAGCCACCACGAAGCUUCCCCGGAGUGAGAGGUGGAGCGAGCGGAGAGAGAGGGAUAGAGAGAGAAGGCCAGUGGCGACGCCGCGGGGGUUUGCUGCGACGGCGGCGGUGGGCGGAACCUUCCGGAAGCGGCCGCGGCGUGGGCGAGUCGAGUCGAGUCGAGGUGAGGGGUGGUGGUUGGUGGUGGCGGGUGCUCGUCGGUGUCGUCUCUCCUGCGACCGAGCGCGCGAAGGUGGGGGGCUGGGGAUUGAUCGGGCAUGGCGCUCGGGAGGUCGUCGCCGGCGCCUCCGCCGGCGCCGGAGAUCCGGUCUCCGGAAGGGCCGGAACGGGACUACGUGGAGGAGACGGAUGCCGAGGACAAGUUCGACGACGCGUUCGAUAUACCACAUAAGAACGCCUCCCACGAUCGCCUGCGGCGAUGGAGGCAAGCUGCUCUUGUGCUCAAUGCUUCACGUCGCUUUAGAUAUACUCUAGACCUUAAAAAGGAGGAAGAGAAAGAGAUGAUAAGAAGAAAGAUCCGAGCACAUGCACAAGUGAUACGGGCAGCAUUUCUUUUCAAAGAAGCUGGUGAAAAAGAUCUCAGAGAAGCUUAUACUGGUAUAAAACUUGCAACGGCCUCUCGCAGUUUUCCAAUUGAACUGGAAAAGCUUACAGCAUUAAAUAGGGAUCAUGAUAAUGUUAUGCUUCAGGAAGUCGGAGGAGUUAAGGGACUUUCAGAUUUAUUAAAGAGUAAUUUAGACAAGGGAAUUUCUCCAAAUGAGGAUGAAUUGUUGGAAAGGAGGGGUGUUUACGGAGCAAACAGAUAUCCACGCAAGAAAAGGAAAAGCAUACUGCGUUUUGUAUUUGAAGCAUGCAAAGAUUUAACUCUCAUCAUUUUAAUGGUGGCUGCUGCCAUAUCACUUACAUUGGGCAUGACGACAGAGGGUGCAGAUGAAGGAUGGUAUGAUGGUGGAAGUAUUUUCUUAGCUGUUUUUAUUGUGAUACUUGUUACAGCAAUCAGUGAUUACAGACAAUCUCUUCAGUUUCGACAUCUAAAUGAGGAGAAACAGAACAUACAAGUGGAGGUUGUUAGAGGUGGUAAAAGAUGUGUAACUUCAAUAUUUGACCUUGUUGUUGGUGAUGUGGUUCCUCUUAAAAUUGGUGACCAAGUUCCUGCUGAUGGUGUCCUGAUAUCUGGCCAUUCUCUUGCAAUAGAUGAAUCAAGUAUGACCGGGGAGUCAAAAACUGUUCACAAGGAUCAAAAGGCACCGUUCUUGAUGUCUGGAUGCAAGGUUGCAGAUGGCUAUGGUUCUAUGUUGGUAACAGGUGUAGGCACCUAUACCGAAUGGGGUCAGUUGAUGGCUAACCUUUCUGAAGAUAAUGGUGAAGAAACACCGUUGCAGGUGCGCUUGAAUGGUGUAGCAACUUUUAUUGGUAUGGUUGGUUUGACAGUGGCUGGUGCUGUACUUAUAGUUCUUUGGAUAAGAUAUUUUACUGGACACACCAAGGAUCCAAAUGGCACUACCCAAUUUGUGGCUGGAACUACUCGGGCAAAAAAAGGAUUUAUGGGUGCAAUCAGAAUUUUGACAAUUGCUGUUACCAUUGUCGUUGUUGCUGUGCCCGAGGGACUUCCAUUAGCAGUAACAUUGACACUUGCAUACUCAAUGAGAAAGAUGAUGCGAGACAAGGCACUGGUGAGGCGUCUCUCAUCCUGUGAAACAAUGGGAUCUGCAACUACAAUAUGCAGUGAUAAAACAGGAACGCUUACCUUGAAUAAGAUGACGGUUGUGCAAGCAUAUUUUGGUGGAACAAUUUUGGAUCCUUGUGAUGAUAUUAGGGCAAUGUCAUCUGGGGCUACAGAACUUCUUAUUGAAGGAAUCGCACAAAACACAACAGGAACUAUAUUUUUGCCAGAGGAUGGGGGAGAUGCUGAACUUUCAGGAUCACCAACUGAAAAGGCUAUUCUUUCUUGGGGCCUUAAGAUAGGAAUGGAUUUCAAUGAUGCGCAGUCAAAAUCUCAAAUUCUUCAUGUAUUUCCAUUUAAUUCGGAGAAGAAGCGUGGUGGGGUUGCAGUACAGUCAGAUGCUGGUGUUCGUGUCCACUGGAAAGGUGCAGCUGAGCUUGUGUUAUCAUCUUGCAAAAGCUUGCUAACCCUGGAUGGUUCAGUUCAGCCCAUGAGUGCUGAGAAGUAUAAUGACUGCAAGAGAUCAAUUGAAGACAUGGCAACAAAUUCAUUACGAUGCGUUGCUUUUGCAUAUUGUCCUUGCGAAAUGGAAACAAUCCCAAAGGAAGACAUAGCUGAUUGGAAGUUACCUGAGGAUGACCUGACUCUGCUUUGUAUAGUGGGUAUAAAGGAUCCUUGCCGCCCAGGAGUGAGGAGUUCUGUACAAUUAUGCACCAGUGCCGGUGUAAAGGUGCGCAUGGUCACUGGAGAUAACAUUGAAACAGCUAAAGCCAUAGCUUUGGAGUGUGGAAUAUUGGAUGCAAAUGGUACUAUUUCCGAACCAUUUGUAAUAGAGGGGAAAGUGUUCCGUGAGAUGUCUGAAGCUGCAAGAGGAGAGAUUGUUGACAAGAUAACAGUGAUGGGAAGAUCGUCUCCAAAUGACAAACUUUUACUUGUCCAAGCUUUGAAAAGAAAAGGUCAUGUUGUGGCUGUUACUGGUGAUGGGACAAAUGAUGCUCCUGCAUUGCAUGAGGCCGAUAUAGGUCUCUCAAUGGGUAUUUCAGGGACAGAAGUUGCCAAAGAAAGUUCUGACAUUAUAAUCUUGGAUGACAACUUUGAAUCAGUUGUAAAGGUUGUUCGGUGGGGAAGGUCUGUCUAUGCAAAUAUUCAGAAAUUCAUCCAGUUCCAACUUACUGUCAAUGUUGCUGCACUAGUGAUUAAUGUCGUCGCAGCUGUGUCUUCUGGUGACGUGCCUCUAAAUGCUGUCGAGCUUCUCUGGGUAAAUCUAAUCAUGGAUACACUGGGAGCUCUUGCAUUAGCAACUGAACCACCAACGGAUAACCUUAUGAAGAGACAGCCUGUUGGUCGAAGGGAACCUCUCGUGACUAAUAUCAUGUGGAGAAACUUGUUUGUCCAGGCCAUUUACCAAAUAGCAAUCCUUCUUAUCUUUGAUUUUUCUGGAAGAAGCAUAUUGCGGUUGCAGAAUGAAAGUCGGGAGGAUGCUGAGAAAACACAGAACACCUUUAUAUUCAACACCUUUGUCUUUUGUCAGAUCUUUAAUGAGUUCAAUGCACGCAAGCCUGAGGAGAAGAAUGUCUUCAAAGGAAUAACAAAGAACCACCUCUUCAUGGGAAUAAUUGCCGUAACUACUAUAUUUCAGAUACUGAUUAUUGAGUUCCUUGGGAAGUUCUUCAAAACUGUGAGACUUGAUUGGAGACUAUGGUUGGUCUCAGUUGCUAUUGGAAUUAUAAGUUGGCCUCUGGCAUAUCUGGGGAAAUUCAUUCCAGUGCCUGUAAGACCUCUCCAUGAUUAUUUCAAACCCACUUGUUGGAGACGAAAUUCACGCCGAGACGAAGAGGAGGGUGCACAGAGCUAAGACACAGCAAAUAUCCAGUGUAAAUAGCCAAUGGGUCAACAAAAGGAGAUAACAUUUCGAUCUACUGGUUCUCUGUGGAUAUAAAAUCUUUUGGACGAGCUAUUUUUUUUUUGCAGGAGAUGGCUGAUGUCAACUCCUGCAGCAGAAGCUUUGCAUGCAGCGCCAGGGUCAAGUGUCACUCAAGCUGUUGAUACUUCACUUGAUCGAAGUUAAGAUAAAGCUAAUUCUAACUAGGGGAGCAAUCUUUUAGCUUUGUAUUAAAGCGAUUUUAAAACUGUAUAUGCUUAGCUGUUAACUACCAAACAUUCGUAUUUAUUUUGUUUGUUUUUGCUGCUAACUAGGAGUAUAUACGUUCUAGGAUUAUUACAGCAAUCGUCAGGUUGAAGUUUUAGCUUUCCUUCUAUCUUGUUUUGAUGGAUUGAAAUAUUUAAUAAAAGAAGCAAGCAAUAAAGGGAUAUUUAAGUGUU
Oryza brachyantha (malo sina) is the source of this 4019-nucleotide messenger RNA. RefSeq names its product calcium-transporting ATPase 5, plasma membrane-type-like. The record is from RefSeq and is a predicted model, not a curated record. Gene Ontology annotation, biological process: calcium ion transmembrane transport. The coding region runs from base 292 to 3552 and encodes 1086 amino acids. Gene Ontology annotation, cellular component: membrane; intracellular membrane-bounded organelle. Gene Ontology annotation, molecular function: P-type calcium transporter activity; ATP binding; calmodulin binding. NCBI's taxonomy places the organism in Eukaryota, Viridiplantae, Streptophyta, Magnoliopsida, Poales, Poaceae. The transcript is spliced from 35 exons.